AUGGGAAAAACUGGUAAAGGAAAAGGUGGUAAGAACAGAAGAAGAGGGAAGAAUUUGAACGGUCAAUUCAAGCGGGAGUUGAUCUACAAGGAUGAAGGUCAAGAAUAUGGUCAAGUGACCAAGAUGUUGGGUAAUGGUCGUAUCGAAGUUUCAUGCUUUGAUGGCAUUAAGCGAAUGGGGCACAUUCGUGGCAAGUUAAGGAAGAAAGUAUGGAUGUCUCAAGGUGACAUUAUCCUCGUUUCAUUGAGAGAUUUCCAGGAAGACCAAUGUGACGUGGUGCACAAAUACAACUCCGAUGAAGCUAGAACCUUAAAGAACGUUGGCGAGUUGCCCGAAAACGCCAAGAUCAAUGAAACUGACACGUUUGGCGGUGAAGAAGAAGACGAUGUUAAUUUCGAAUUUGGUGCUGAUGAUGAUGAUGAAGACGAAGAGGAUUCUGAGUUGGAUAUUGAUGAUAUUUGA
Molecule: messenger RNA, 462 nt
Organism: Diutina rugosa
Lineage: Eukaryota; Fungi; Ascomycota; Pichiomycetes; Serinales; Debaryomycetaceae
Gene: TIF11
Product: Tif11p
Exons: 1
Coding region: 1-462 (153 amino acids)
Biological process (GO): translational initiation
Cellular component (GO): cytoplasm
Molecular function (GO): translation initiation factor activity; RNA binding
Source: RefSeq, a predicted model, not a curated record